This is a messenger RNA of Fonsecaea erecta, 507 nucleotides long. RefSeq lists its product as hypothetical. Lineage: Eukaryota; Fungi; Ascomycota; Eurotiomycetes; Chaetothyriales; Herpotrichiellaceae. The coding region runs from base 1 to 507 and encodes 168 amino acids. The record is from RefSeq and is a predicted model, not a curated record. The transcript is spliced from 3 exons.
AUGAAAUUCAUCAUCCUUCUUUAUGUGGCUAUUGCCUCUAUUACCACUGCCGCCAGCAAUGUCUGCCACUCAGGGAUUUACGCACUUUUAGCACCUCUCGCUGGCUACCCCCCUGCACAAAGUUAUUGCUCAGCGCACUAUCCCCCAACAACCGUGACUGUUUCGACCAGCUUCAUCAGCAAGAAGAAAUUCAGAUUUGCGCGAGCCACACCUGCUGCAGAACUCGAAGAUGUCGUUCUCGACAAACGCCAGCAGACCACCACUAGGCCUCAUACGACCACCACUACGCCACAUACGACCACAACUACGCCUCAUACGACCACCACUACGCCUCACACGACCACCACAACCCAGGACCCUAAGGCAGCCCAGUGGUCGAGCUUUGUGAAGACGGCGGGAAGCAUUAUCUCCACCUUCUGCCAAUGCAUUGAGAGUCAUCCCACGGUCGGCGUUCCUCCUCCGUCGACAAUUCCGACAACAACGCCGUCAACGACCACGCCUGUUUAG